Molecule: messenger RNA, 939 nt
Organism: Eremothecium cymbalariae DBVPG#7215
Lineage: Eukaryota; Fungi; Ascomycota; Saccharomycetes; Saccharomycetales; Saccharomycetaceae
Gene: PET123
Product: mitochondrial 37S ribosomal protein mS26 PET123
Exons: 1
Coding region: 1-939 (312 amino acids)
Source: RefSeq, a predicted model, not a curated record
AUGGGGAAAGGCGUCGCCAAGUUUGGGUUUAAGAGCGGGAUUCUCCCCGUUACGCGAUCUAUUUUAAAGAAACCAACCAUGAAGCAGACCUCCAAACUUCAAGAAACGAGGGCGCCAAAACCGAAAGGCAUUAAUGGGGUAGGUUAUGCUGAUAAUAUUAAGCAUCCUGCUGGUUCUCAUAGAAAUCCGCCAGAAGUGAAAUUCAUUGAUGUUGAAGAAUUAAUUGAGAAAACGGUACCACAUCCUAAAAAAGGGAAAAUUGCAACUACGCCUAAUCAAUUAACCAAACAACGUAUGGCGGAAAUACGUAGGGAGUACUUAUCGGAAUCACUUCGUAAGGAGGAACAAAGGAUAUUGAAACAAGAAAGGCUGAUGCUGAAGCGGCAGGAACUACUGCAUGCGGAGCGUCAGCAACAUUUAAAGAAAGUUAACCAGAACCGUUCCAGCGAUCUGACUGUUCCUAUGUUGGAAGAUUUAAUUAAAGGGCCGUUAAUGAGGCCUAGAACUGCUGAGGAACAGAAACUAGUAGAUCUCAAAAGAAAAUAUAAUAGGGAGCUGAUUGAAUUCAAAUCAAAAGAGCGUAAGUUUGCUGAUUUAGUGUCCUUGUAUAACGCUGCUAAUUGUUUCAUAGUUACUGAAAAGCAGCUGACUGAAAAGAUUGAAGAACUUUUUACCAAUGAUAAUGUGGAAUAUAUGAAAAAGAAUCUACAUGUCACAUUGGCAAAUCGUGCAUCUUUCGGGGAUCAGAGCGUUACAGACAGCCUCUAUGGUACUCUGGCCAAUGGCCUUCACGAUGGUUUCCCAAUCAUUAAAGACUUUUUAACUGGUGAAUUAAAUGAAGGACUUUCGGAAUCUAAGCAAAAUAUUGAAAAGGCUGCAACUGAAUCAUCGCAAUCUGCAUCUUCGAACUCUGGUUCAACAAACCAGAUCACACAGUGA